Molecule: messenger RNA, 999 nt
Organism: Cladocopium goreaui
Lineage: Eukaryota; Dinophyceae; Suessiales; Symbiodiniaceae
Source: the annotation of a GenBank genome assembly
AUGGUGUCUUUGGAAUCCAAAGCGGCAUGGGGGUCACGGGCAAGAGCAAUUGGGGUGCCAGAUGGUUUUAUUUCAGAAUUGAAAGACGCCAGUUUGGACACUUUUGGACAAUGGGCUUUCUGUUGUGCGUCUGACCCUAGCAGUGCAGAUGACACGCCAGUCAAAGAGGCAGUCCAGACCCUAAUUGGCAGAGAAGUGACUCCCCAAGAAAUGAUUUACUGUCGCAAGCUUUUCUUUGAGGGCAAAACCUAUGCAGUAUCAGAUAUGCAAGCUCGUAUUGACCGUAGUGCUGAUGACAAACCUCGGGUGAUGCCGCUGGCGGAAAGGAUGGCUCGCAUAGAAAGGCAGAAAUCAACGCUGGUUGGAGUCACCUGGACAGCAGAAUUAGAGCCAGCUCAUAAGCUGGUAGACAAGAUAUUGACCAUGAAGGAAGAUGGCACUUUAGUGUUUAUUCCACCUCAGAAGUGCAUCAGCCGUAUCCAGGAGAUCCAACAGGAGAAACAUGAGGUUGCUUUAACCUUCGAUGCUACUGGGAAUGUCAAGAUGGGCAAGCGUGCUGAGGAGUUGAAGUGUGAUACAAAUGGAGACUUGAACCUCAGGAACGCAUGGACACGCAGAAACUUAGCAUUUGACCAGGCUGGUCUGGCAAGCUUUGUCGUGCUGGAAAAGUGGGCAACGAAGCUGAUGCUGGCAAAGCUCAAAGAGCCACCUUCAGGCCAAAAACGUGAAGCCACCGAAUCAUCAGCAGCACCAGCUCCUAAGAAGCCAAAGCCGGCAGCAGAAGAAAGUGGAGGCGCUCCAAAGGCGCCGGCAGCACCUUCCGGUAACAACUGGAGAAAGCUUCCUCAAGGUUGCCAGCGUAAAGGACAGAAUGGAUGGCGGUGCCUUAAAUAUCAGUGGGGACUUUGCAACAAGCAGAAGGAAAGCAAGUGCAAGUUUGGAAUCCACGAGUGCUUCAAGUGCGGAGCAAAGAGGCCAUAUAAUCAAUGUGAACACUGA